This is a messenger RNA of Eruca vesicaria subsp. sativa (arugula), 375 nucleotides long. The record is from the annotation of a GenBank genome assembly. NCBI's taxonomy places the organism in Eukaryota, Viridiplantae, Streptophyta, Magnoliopsida, Brassicales, Brassicaceae.
AUGGAGUUUUACGACGAAGACAGGCCUAGAAUCGUCUUCCGAUCUCGUCCUUCUUCUUCUCGCACGGCAGAGGAGGAUGAAGAUCCUAAACCACCUAACAAGAUCUUCAUAUCAGUCUCCGUCGUUACCUCUCUCCUCAUUCUAUCACUCUCCUUCUUCUACUUCGAAUCCGAGCCUACCAAAUCACUCCUAUUAUGGCUUUCAAUCUCCGUCCUCCUCGGUCCUUUUGCGCCUUCCUCGCUCACCGGUGGUAGAGUCCGCGUCGGUUACGGUCAGAUCUUGGAGCCAGAACAGAUCAGCGGUGAGCUGCCUACCGACAACGAACGUGAAUCGAAGAGGAACAAACGAUCUAACAAAAUGGCGCCAGUUAGCUAG